AUGGACGUCAGACGCACCCCCACUCCCACUACUCUCACCCAGUACAUCAUCAAGAGCCAACCGCCGCACAGUCGUGGCGACUUCACGCUCUUGAUGAUGGCGAUUCAGACGUCGGUGAAGGUGAUUGAGAAGAACAUCCGACGUGCUGGCAUGAAGGGCAUGCUGGGCUACAUUGCUGGGCAGUCGGCGAACGCGACGGGCGACCAUCAGGCGAAGCUGGAUGUGAUCUCGAACAUAGCGUUCAAGGCGUACCUGCUGAGCUCCACCAGCGUGUGCGUGCUCGGCAGCGAGGAGGAAGAGCAGAUGAUCAUCGCCGAGAGCGGCCGCCGUGGCGACUACCUCAUCUUCUUCGACCCUCUUGACGGCAGCAGCAACAUUGAUGCCAACGUCUCCGUAGGCUCUAUCUGGGGCGUGUGGCGGCUGCCCAAGGACACCACCAUAAACAGCGUCGAAGACGCCAACGCCGUGAUCCGCAUGCUUAAGGGAACAGACAUGGUUUCUGCCGGGUACGCCGUGUACGGCAGUGCCACGAACCUCGUGCUGACGAGCGGACACGGCGUGGACGGCUUCACACUGGACCCCAACAUUGGCGAGUUCAUCCUGACACACCCGCACAUCAGCAUCCCGAAAAAGCGGAGCAUCUACAGCGUCAACGAGGGCAAUUACGGCAAGUGGGAGCCGUGGUUUAAGGAGUAUAUCGACUACCUCAAGAUGAACAAGACAACCCGCUACAGCGCGCGUUACAUCGGCUCCAUGGUCGGCGACAUCCACCGCACGCUCCUCUACGGCGGUAUAUUCUGUUACCCCAAGGACGCAAACCAGGUGGAGGGGAAGCUGCGCCUUCUGUACGAGGCCGCACCGAUGGCGAUGAUCGUGGAGCAGGCAGGCGGGAAGGCGGUGGGCAGCAACGGCCGUAUCCUGGAGCAGUCCAUCACUCGCCUUCAUCAGCGCACGCCGGUCUACUUCGGCAGCCGCCAGGAGGUGGACCUGUGCAUGGCCUUCCGCGACCGCAACGUGAAGACGGAGGCACUAGCACCGACUUCCAGCAAGCUCUAA
Leishmania major strain Friedlin is the source of this 1056-nucleotide messenger RNA. RefSeq lists its product as uncharacterized. Gene Ontology annotation, cellular component: cytoplasm; cytosol. NCBI's taxonomy places the organism in Eukaryota, Euglenozoa, Kinetoplastea, Trypanosomatida, Trypanosomatidae. The record is from RefSeq and is a predicted model, not a curated record. The transcript has a single exon. Gene Ontology annotation, molecular function: fructose 1,6-bisphosphate 1-phosphatase activity. Gene Ontology annotation, biological process: sucrose biosynthetic process; fructose 6-phosphate metabolic process; gluconeogenesis. The coding region runs from base 1 to 1056 and encodes 351 amino acids.